This is a messenger RNA of Mollisia scopiformis, 618 nucleotides long. RefSeq lists its product as uncharacterized. The record is from RefSeq and is a predicted model, not a curated record. NCBI's taxonomy places the organism in Eukaryota, Fungi, Ascomycota, Leotiomycetes, Helotiales, Mollisiaceae. The transcript has a single exon. The coding region runs from base 162 to 539 and encodes 125 amino acids.
AACAGCACAUCAUCGACAAUCAAAGUUUCAACAAUAUUAGAUAAAAUAAAACAAUCCCAAGCUUGACAGCAAACCAGCAAAGAUGACAACAGCAAAUAAUCCUCCCCGGCUCAUCUUCCCCUUCACCUGAAACAUACCUACCCUACAAGCAGCUCCAGAGAAUGAAAGGCAGAAAUGGGAAAGGAACCGGGCACUCGUCUCCAAGCCAUCUGGUGCAUUCGCAUAAUCCGCAGUUGAAUAAUAUUCGAAGACAGAAGGGAGAGGUGGUAUUUAUAUACCCCUCAACUCCUCCACCAAUAGUUUCAAAAAACAGUGAAUACCAAAUUCAUCACUUCACCACAAGAACUAUCAACCUCAAAAUCACGGUGAAUCUCAUCCACCCAAGUUCAUUCAUUCCCUACCAUCGUCCUCCUUUCCCACCUGCCUACCGAGCAACAGGAUAUCAUCAACCCAUCGAUCAGCUCAAAGGCCAUCCAUGCAUUCAUUUCGUGAACGAGAACUCCAAAAACGCCCUGCUAUCACCGACAAUAGCUACCUAGAUCACAGCAGACCUAUCUACCAAUCAAUUUUUUUUUUUACCUUCCCCUUCCUCAUCCCAGCUCAUCCCAGCAUAAAAAU